This is a messenger RNA of Anopheles maculipalpis, 1506 nucleotides long. RefSeq lists its product as uncharacterized. The record is from RefSeq and is a predicted model, not a curated record. The transcript is spliced from 6 exons. NCBI's taxonomy places the organism in Eukaryota, Metazoa, Arthropoda, Insecta, Diptera, Culicidae. Bases 1 to 1506 code for a protein of 501 amino acids. Gene Ontology annotation, biological process: small GTPase-mediated signal transduction. Gene Ontology annotation, molecular function: GTPase activity; GTP binding.
AUGCCACCACAGAUACUGCCAAUACUGGGCACUGGUAGUACCAGCUCAAAAAUGCAGUCCCGCGAUCACCCCUUCAAUCGGUCGACCAGGCCACUGCUCGAGCGUCGCGCACAGCCUCAGGUGGUUAGUGCCAAGAAGCAGUUCCACUACGGUGCUGGUUCCGGUACGGUAGGCCAUCAGCCAAAGAACCAACCGACACGAGGCUAUAACGACUUUAACCUGAUCAGCCGCCAGUACGAAAUCUCGAACCAUUCACACCGGGGGUAUCCGUACGGUAGUCCACCGUCACCGACGCACGACGUCGGACGCGACUUUCAGUUCUCUGACAUUGAGGGACCUCAACGGGCGCAACAUCAUCAGCGCACCGUCAACCAGUACACGGUGAACAGCAACAACAGCGAUGACGAUGAUGACUACGAUGAGUUGGUGUACCAUCACAAUCAGCUUAAUGCGGCCGGUAAUGGCGUUGGGUUGAAGGUGGCCAAUCAGCAGCUCCGCCGGCGGCUACUUGAUGCUGCUUCGCCGACUCCACCAGUACCACCGCAAAGAAUGGUGCACAAAACACCGCCGCCACCGCCCCGCCGUACCGAAUCACCCCCAUCGGGUAGUGCUGGUGGACCGGCCGAUCUGGACGGUCCGUUCGUGUUUGGCGUCCAUCAUCCCAACACCUUCACGCCAGCCUACGGCACUAAGGCGACACUGUACGGUGCGGCUGCGACGACCAUCGGCGGCAAGGAUGUGAAGGAUGCGCUUCAUUCUAGCCCCGACUCGAGCCAGCACAGCAGCGAUAUCAGCACGAGCGAGAAAUCACGACGCGCUUUGGUGAAGGAGAAGAAAAACUCGAAACGAUCGAAAAUCGAUAAAAAGGACAAAACGAAACAAAAGCUAGAAAAACGAACGUCCGACGUGAACGCGGCGCCGAACGUGAAGUGUGUCCUCGUGGGAGACGGUGCUGUCGGUAAAACCAACCUCAUACUCUCGUACAUCCAGGACCGGUUCACGCACGAAUACGUACCAACGGCAUUCGACAAAUACAAUGUGGACGUCAGCGUAGACGGACGACCGAUCGGUGUGACGCUCUGCGAUACAGCCGGACAGGAUGCGCUCGAUACACUGCGGCAGCUUUGCUAUCCCGGGUCCGACGUUAUCCUGCUCUGCUUUUCCGUCGUCCAGCCGGAAAGCUUUCGAUCGCUGGCCACCAAAUGGCAGCCGGAAAUCAGCAAGCUGAAGGGUGUAUCGGUGGUGCUUGUCGGUACGCAAUCGGAUCUACGGAACGAUCAGUGUACGAUCAGCAAGCUGCAGGCGCAGGGAGAAAAGCCAAUCCUGUUCUCAUCUGCCUGGGACUUUGCCCGGAAGAUAGGUGCUAAAUACAUUGAAACAUCGUCACAUAAGAAGGAACACAUCAAGGAGGUAUUCGAUACAGCCAUCUGGGACGCACUGCAAUCACAGGAGUACAGCAAACGGAAACGACCACUCUGGAAGCGAUUAUGCUGCUUAACCUGUUGA